Messenger RNA from Rhincodon typus (whale shark), 1877 nucleotides. Its product is annotated as bile salt-activated lipase. The transcript has 11 exons. The record is from RefSeq and is a predicted model, not a curated record. Gene Ontology annotation, molecular function: triacylglycerol lipase activity; neurexin family protein binding; sterol ester esterase activity. NCBI's taxonomy places the organism in Eukaryota, Metazoa, Chordata, Chondrichthyes, Orectolobiformes, Rhincodontidae. Bases 21 to 1562 code for a protein of 513 amino acids. Gene Ontology annotation, biological process: postsynaptic membrane assembly; chemical synaptic transmission; synaptic vesicle endocytosis. Gene Ontology annotation, cellular component: postsynaptic specialization membrane; synapse; cell surface.
GCUGCAAGUUAUAGGUAUAUAUGUGGGCAGCUUGGAUCGUGGUGAGUUUGGAGUUCAAGAUGGCUAGCUGGCUGUUUCUGUGCCUUGUGCUCAGCAGUUGUUUCCUCGGUGCCACAGCAAGAGCCACGCUGGGGGUGGUGGAAACUGAAGGUGGCCGUGUGGAAGGAAUCAAUAAAAGGGAUGGGCUUUUCGCCUCAGUGGAUAUUUUUAAAGGGAUUCCUUUCGCUGCAAAACCAGAGCGAUUUGUAAAAGCUGCACCUCAUCCCGGAUGGACCGAUGUUCUGAAGGCCAAAGAUUUUAAACCCAGAUGCUUGCAGACGACCCUGUCACAAAAGGCUGUCUUUGGGAGCGAGGAUUGUCUCUACCUGAACAUCUGGGUCCCUCAUGGCAGAAAAGUGUCCACUAACCUGCCAGUCAUGGUCUGGAUCUUUGGAGGAGGCUUCCUGAUGGGAGCAGGACAUGGAGCCAACUUCCUGAACAACUACCUGUAUGAUGGGCAGGAGAUUGCAACGCGUGGCAAAGUGAUUGUUGUCACUUUCAACUAUCGGGUUGGCCCACUGGGCUUCCUGAGCACAGGAGAUACCAAUGCCCCAGGGAACCAAGGUCUAUGGGACCAGCACAUGGCCAUCACUUGGGUGAAGAGGAAUAUCGCUGCUUUUGGUGGGGACCCAGAUAAUAUCACCCUCUUUGGAGAAUCAGCAGGAGGAGCGAGUGUCUCCUUGCAGACUUUGACACCGUACAACAAAGGACUAAUAAAGCGAGCUAUUUCACAGAGUGGGGUAGCGCUUUGUGGCUGGGCAGUUCAGAGAAAUCCCAUGCACUGGGCCCAACAGCUUGCUCACAAGGUUGGCUGUCCCAUAACUGACUCUGCUGUCAUGGUGGCCUGUUUGAAGAUCACUGACCCCAAAGCUGUCACUCUGGCUAUUCCCUUGAAGCUUAUAAACUUGGAAGCUCCACUUGUGUCCUACCUGAUAUGGUCUCCAGUCAUUGAUGGGGACCUCCUUCCUGAUGAACCAAGGAACCUCUAUCACAAUGUUGCUGGUGUCGAUUACAUCGCUGGGGUUAACAAUAUGGAUGGACAUAUUUUCGCUGGCUUGGAUGUUCAUUCAAUCAAUCAGGCUGGGCUAGGAAAGACCUAUCCGAGCGACUUGUAUAAUCUUAUUCAAGGUCUGACCAUUGACAAAGGUGCAAAAGCUGCCAACUUAACUUAUGAACAUUACACCAAGGACUGGCCUGCUGAUCCCAGUCAAGAGCUCAUCAAAAGGACAGUGGUGAACCUGGAGACAGAUGUCUUGUUCUUGGUCCCCACACAACUAGCUCUGGAUCUUCAUUAUCAACAUGCUCAGGGAGCACGGACAUUCAGCUACCUGUUUUCUUAUCCCUCUCGGGCUCCCAUAUACCCCAAAUGGAUGGGAGCUGAUCACGCUGACGACCUCCAAUACGUCUUUGGAAAACCAUUCGCCACUCCGCUCGGGUACCGGCAAAGGGAAAGAGAUGUCUCGAGAUAUAUAAUCGCCUACUGGACCAACUUUGCUCACACAGGAUGCUGCCAGAUCUGCUGAGAUUCUCCAAUGUUCUCUGUGUUUAGUAAAUCUAAAUGCCUAUUUCUGCAAUGUAUUACUGCAGGAGGCAACUGUCAAACAGCACUCCAAGGUACACAGUGCUGUCUUUUGCAUAAUUGUUCACAUCUAUAAUGAGGAAAGAAAGAACAUAAGAGGAUUACAUGAAUGAUUAUUGCAGUGUGCUGACCAAGAUGCAAGAAUCAGGUUUGAAUUCAAUCAGUGAUUCGGGGCGUCUCCAAAGCACUAUAAGUCACAGAAAAAUACAAGAGUAAACUGUACCAAAUGUAUUAAAGCCCAGUAAUUUCACAAUGCAAA